Messenger RNA from Lizanozyma spartinae, 1680 nucleotides. RefSeq lists its product as uncharacterized. The record is from RefSeq and is a predicted model, not a curated record. Bases 1 to 1680 code for a protein of 559 amino acids. Gene Ontology annotation, molecular function: acyltransferase activity, transferring groups other than amino-acyl groups. The transcript has a single exon. Lineage: Eukaryota; Fungi; Ascomycota; Pichiomycetes; Serinales; Debaryomycetaceae.
AUGGGAGUAUAUGAUAACGACAAGCUCCAAUUCGGAAUAGCCGAAUCACAUGAAGAAUUAAUUCAAGUCUUUUCUGUUUCUAAGGACGAGUGGGGAAAGGCUAUGACCCCUCAAGGGUAUCUACAUCAUUAUACGCUGGAGUUUGAACGUCAAAGGGAAGAGGGAAAGAAUAUUAAGGCAUUCUACAUCAAAGAUAUUGAGUCAGGUGUUAUAGUGGCCAGUUGUAUCGUUAACCCAAAACCGGGGUUUUUCAAAGAAGCUGACCGGUCCCAGGCAAUUGCGUCUAUCCCUGAUCCAACCUCGUUCGGAGUGAAAAAUGUAACUGGGUUACAUGUUGAGAUGGUAUUUGUCAACAAAGAUUAUCGGGGAAAGGGUUUAGGGGAAGCUGUGGUAGAAAGAUCAAUUGAGUAUGUUGAAAAAAGCCUCAUUGAUAAGGAACUUGAAGCUAGUGAUGUUAAUGCAGUAGACAGUUUCGCUAAUAUGGUUAAGGAUUCUCUGGGUAAAGUGGAUUCAGUUCUUGCCAAUUAUUAUUUGAGCAAAAAGUAUAUCUGGCAUUUAUAUUCAGGUGUGGGCGACACUUUUUACUCUCGGUUCGGAUUUAAAAAGUAUCCUAUACCACUUUAUCUGAUGCCUUUUGACUCCUUCACUUUUAUGAACGAGACUCUUGAUUUCCUUUUGAAAGAUUCAAAUAAAGGACAGCAAUCAUUUCCUGUGGUUCCGGGUAAACUGCUCCAAUUAUUAGAGGCUGGAAACCCCCAACACCAACGUAUAAUUGAAAGUAUCUAUCAGUCUAAAGAGUUGGAAAUCAUGAUGGAGUUGAAUAAAACUACUUUCCAUCUGCAAUUGUCAGGGCUGUUGAAUUCCUCGUCUUCAUUGACGAAUAUGAACAAUAUUUUGUCAUAUUCCAAAACACAUGGAGGAUUUGGGUCUUCUGCAGCCAUAUCAGAAAUGGCUGUGUUUGAAGACAUAGAAGAGCGUUCUGACACAGACUCACAAACUCCCACACUGAGGCGCAAAUCUUCGGUAAUGCAUUCUGCAGUUUCUAAGUUUGCUAUGAAACCUGAUUAUCUGCAAUUUUGCAAUUUUGCCAAAGGUGAUACAAUUAUUGGAAGGUUGAAGAGCGAGUUGGAAACUCUGGACGAGAAAAAGGCUGACACCAAGAGUUGGAACAUUCAAGGUGCAAUACUCACAAAUGAAUUGCAACGGAAAUCCUACUAUAUUAUUUGGCAAUGUCUACUUGGUGGGUCUGUAUUUUUCAUUCUUAGUAUGGGUGAAGUCAGUGGAGACAUUACCGGGAAUGGUGCUUUAUCUGUGCUGCCAUUUCCUAAUAGACGUCGAGGAUCUUCUUUCACUGGUUUAAAUGACCUUGGAGGUAUUAAUUUCCAGGAUUUAGAUAUUCUUUUAUCUGCAGCUGCCAGGGUAGCAAAUCUUCGUCAACCAUUAUAUUCAAAAGCAUUCUUUGUUAGUCCUAAUGAUUUACCAACAGAUAUCCCAGUAACUGUGGUACAUGAUUACUUUAUGAAUUAUCUUUCCAGUAAAAGAACUGAGUCAUCUAAGCCUAUUGAAUUCCAUGAAGAUGCUAGCAAACUUUGUGUUUUACCUAUGCUUAAAAGGUUUGGAGAUACUUCACCAACAUUUGAUUUGGAUUGGAUUUAUAGUGGCAUGUGGUCCUGGGCAUGA